AUGUUUCAAAUUGGGGGCCUCAUUGUCUUCUGUGGAUUGCUGGCCCAGCUGGAAGCCCAGUCCUCAUCCCAGGACCUGCCCUCAUCUUUGAUUCCUGAAGCCUUGGCCUCAAGUCCCACAGAUCUUGUUGGAAACUUUACAAAUGCUCUCGGCAAAGGCCUGCUCUCUGGGGGUCUGUUGGACAGUCUCAGUGGAAAAGGCUCUUCCGGUGGCCUGCUUGGCCUGCUUGAGAAACUGACUUCGGCGAUUCCUUUCCUAAACAACAUUGUUGAUCUGAAGAUCACUAAUCCCGAGCUGCUGGAACUUGGUCUUGGACAGAGCCCGGACGGCCAUCGUCUCUAUGUCAACAUCCCUCUGGGCUUUGUCCUCAAUCUGAAAGCGCCCCUGCUUGGAAGUCUGUUAAAGGUGUCUGUGAAGCUAAACACCACGGCAGAAGUCUUAACUGUGAAAGAUGAAGAGCAGAAGGUCCACCUGGCCGUUGGUGACUGUACUCACUCCCCUGGCAACGUGAAAAUCUCUGUACUCAAUGGAUAUGGCUUUCUUAUUCGAAUACUUGUUGACGACCUCACCGAAAUCAUAAAUAAAGUCCUUCCUGAGCUGGUGCAGAAACAGGUGUGCCCUCUAGUCAAUGCACUUCUCAGCCAGUUGGAUGUCACCCUGGUGCAGGGAAUUAUCGAAGCAUUUCUUGCCACUCAGUCCACUCUCUGCCCAGCUCCUGAGGACUCACAGAAAGCUGCCCACAUUCUGGACAAUAUCAUGGUCACUGUUUGGGAACCAGAGCAGCCUUCUCUCUGA
Molecule: messenger RNA, 795 nt
Organism: Pteropus alecto (black flying fox)
Lineage: Eukaryota; Metazoa; Chordata; Mammalia; Chiroptera; Pteropodidae
Gene: BPIFA1
Product: BPI fold containing family A member 1
Exons: 7
Coding region: 1-795 (264 amino acids)
Biological process (GO): antimicrobial humoral immune response mediated by antimicrobial peptide; innate immune response; negative regulation of single-species biofilm formation in or on host organism
Molecular function (GO): lipid binding
Source: RefSeq, a predicted model, not a curated record